This is a messenger RNA of Rhinichthys klamathensis goyatoka, 1210 nucleotides long. It is a transcript of the gene agr1, whose product is annotated as anterior gradient 1. Gene Ontology annotation, cellular component: endoplasmic reticulum. The coding region runs from base 64 to 639 and encodes 191 amino acids. NCBI's taxonomy places the organism in Eukaryota, Metazoa, Chordata, Actinopteri, Cypriniformes, Leuciscidae. The record is from RefSeq and is a predicted model, not a curated record. The transcript is spliced from 8 exons.
CUGUAUGAAAAACCUGUUUGGGAGGUUGCACGAAGUGAGACUAUAAAAUGCUUGACAUGCAACAUGCUUGGAGAAAGGGCAGUAGCUCUGGUUCACCUGUUUCACUCCCGCGCAUCAGUACACACCAUAAUCAUGCAGCACUGGAUGUUCUGUGUCUUAUUUUUAUUCUUUGUGUUCUGUGACGUCUCUACACAAAGGAAAAAAAAGACAGUCCAAACUCUUUCAAGAGGCUGGGGCGGUGACAUCACCUGGGUUCAGACGUAUGAGGAGGGACUGAAUAAAGCGCAUGUGAGUAAGAAGCCACUGAUGAUCAUUCAUCAUUUGGAGGAUUGUCAGUACAGUAAAGCUCUGAAAAAGGCCUUUUCUGAACAUUCAACUAUUCAAAGGCUGGCCAAAUCAGAUUUCAUCAUGCUCAAUUUAGUGCAUGAAACCACCGAUAAAAACUUGGCCCCUGACGGCUUCUAUGUCCCCAGGAUCAUGUUUGUUGAUCCCUCAAUGACUGUGCGAGCUGAUAUCACUGGAAAGUACGCCAACCGGAUGUACACGUACGAGUCAGAAGACAUGGACUUCUUGGCAGAGAACAUGAUGAAAGCCAAGAUCCUGCUUAAGAGUGACCACGAGGGACAUGUUGAUCUGUGAUGGAUAGAUAACAGCUUACCUCUUCCAAGACUUGCACACAGGUUUCUUUGUGCAACUAGCAAUAUUCAACUUUGAGUUUGUUAGUGUUAACAAUGUUUCUGUGUUCAUUCACCUUUUACAGCAAUAAAUAAUGUAAAUGUAUUAAAGAGGAGGAAUAUAAGAAACAGUCUCUGGGUUCACUUGACCUAUUAGCCAACACAAAGUGCUCUACUUGACAAAGAUCACCAGGAAUAAACAGUUGGUUGAAAUACUAAUUCCAUUAACUAGUAAGCAAGGCAAAGACGUCCUCCAUUAUAUAAGGAUAAAGAGACAUGACUUGUCUGUGAUUUGCAGAAUAAGAGUCAUCAUGUGAGUCACAAUGAGGAUAAAUUCAAGCAUCUAGCAGUAUGUAAUGACACAGAGUAUACACUAGAUGGCAGAGCACACUAAGUACAGAAGUAAGCCAGUGUCAAAAUCAUUCAUUUUAUGCUAUAAGCAAAUAAGCUUAAGCUCUAAGUAAAUUACUAAUACAAUAUCAAUGUGUUAAUUUAGUCAUAAAUAUUAAUUAUAAUUAAUUAAAAGGUGGAUUUAA